AUGACGAAUUUUAAUCGGAUUGUGCUCUCAAGGCGAAAUGUAAUUAAUCCAAUCAUUUUUACACGAGAAAGUAGUAGCUCGUUUAAUAUUGAUAUUGCGACGAAUGACUACGAAAGACGCACCGAAUUUGCAGCGGCGAAUUACAGAAAGAAUGGAAGACUGUUUCGUAUGGUCCUGCCACCUCCAAAUGUGACAGGAAAAUUACAUUUGGGUCAUGCGCUCACAGUUGCCAUCGAAGACGCGAUUUGUAGGCAUCGAAGGUGUCAAGGGGACAAGGCCCAUUGGAUUCCCGGCUUCGAUCAUGCCGGAAUUGCAACACAGGCUGUAGUUGAGAAAAUGCUCGCCAAAAAAGGAAUGAAGCGUCAAGAAAUGAGCCGAGAGGAAUUUCUGAGGCACUGCCAUCAAUGGAGUGAGAUAUGCUCUGUGGAGAUCAAAAAGCAGCUUUCAAAGAUGGGAGCUUCUUUAGAUUGGAAUCAAGCUUAUUAUACGCUAGAUGAUCAAUUCUCAAAGGCUGUCACAACAGCGUUCUGCACUCUACACAAUGAAGGGCUGAUAUUUCGAGGAAAGCGAAUUGUGCAUUGGUGUCCUUCUUUGGAAUCGACACUUUCCAGUCAGGAGGUUAAUCGAAUUGAAGCUCCCGAGAGUGGCAUUCUCACCAUUCCGGGCAAGAAUGGGAAUCGAUGUGUGCGAAUCGGAAAAAUGUAUAUGAUUCGCUACAAAUUUGUCGAUUGUGAAGAAUAUUUAGAAGUCGGAACGACGCGUCCGGAAACGCUUUUCGCUGAUGUCGCAAUUGCAGUUCAUCCAGAUGAUUCAAGAUUUUCGAAAUAUGUCGGACGAUCCGUUGAAUCACCGACGAACGCCGCGCACAAGUUGCCGAUUAUCGCCGAUUCAUCAGUUUUGCGCGACAAAGGAACUGGCGCCGUCAAAAUCACUCCCGCUCACGAUCCAUUGGAUUAUGAAAUCUGGCAAAGGCACAAGUCGACUAUUGAGCAUGACGAAAUUAUGUGCAUUGAUACUAAUGGAAUGAUGAUCAAUUGUGGGCCCGAGUUUGAUGGGCUGGACCGAUUUGAAGCACGAGAGAAGAUUGUUGAGCAACUAUCUUCACAUGGAUCUUGUCGGAUUACUGAUUAUAAAAAUGCACAAGUGAAUAUUUGCUCGAGAACUGGAGAUAUUAUCGAGCCAAGAUUAGCCGAGCAAUGGUUUUUGGAUUGCCGAGAAAUGUUUGAAAAUGCAUCGAAAGCUAUUGAGAUGGGAAAAAUCAAAGUGCACCCAAAAUAUCAAUCGCAUCGAUUAAUUGAUUGGUUUGAGAAUCAGGAGCCCUGGUGCUUAAGUCGACAAUUGGUUUGGGGACAUCGGAUUCCAGCUUAUAAAGAUUCGAAAGGGUAUGAUUUUGGUUGGGUCGACUGGGUGGUGGCUGAAAGUCGGAAUGAAGCUGAACAGAUGCUGGGAUCCAGCGACAUUCGACAGGAUGAGGAUGUUUUGGAUACAUGGUUUAGCUCUUCAUUGGUUCCGAUGGUCCGAAACAGGCCAGAAUCUGAUGAGCCUUCAUUGGAUGUGAUGGAGACAGGAUGGGAUAUUUCAGGAUUCUGGGUUGCGCGAAUGAUAGCUAUGAAUAUGAAACUUUCACAAGGUCAAAUUCCAUUCGGAACUGUAAUUCUUCAUGGUUUGGUUAGAGAUAGCGAUGGCCGUAAAAUGAGCAAAUCGCUUGGCAAUGUGAUUGAUCCGCUUGAUGUUCUCGAUGGAAUCUCGCUACAAAAAAUGAUUGAUCGAGUCAAAGAAAGUGCGUUGACAGACGCGGAAAUCGACCACGCGAUUGUUGAUUUGACGAAAAGGUUUCCGAAUGGAAUUGAUCGUUGUGGUCCCGACGCACUGCGAUUCGCCCUAUUACGAUAUGACGUUCUAUCAUCCGAUAUUCCGCUUGACAUUUCGACGGUUGCUCUAGAGGGACUUCGAUUUUGCAAUAAGUUGUGGAAUCUCGCCGCUUACUAUGAUCAAUUGGCGGCGAAAUGCGAUAAUUUGAAAGACGUCGACUCGUCGAAAUUAGUGGAUGAAUGGAUUAUGGCUCGGUUGGCAAGUGUCGUUUCUCAAGUCGAUGAGCACAUGAACAAUUAUUCGCUUCAUCUUGCUCUUUCGACUCUUCAUCAAUUUAUUACCUAUGAUAUUUGUGAUACAUAUUUAGAAACUACCAAACGCGCACUCUGGUCGAAUGAUUUGAAGCGAGUGGCGGAAGCGAGAACGACACUUCAGAAGGUGCUUCAGCCGACGUUCGUCCAGCUCUCAGCUUUUAUGCCGUUUGUAACAGAGCAUUUAUACGAGAGGAUAUUCUCAAGAGAGCCUGGUUCGAUUAAUUUUGAUGUUGUCAAGCCUGCCCUGUUUAUCUUCUACCGAAAUGCUGAGCUUGAAGAAUCGAUGAAGCUUAUCACCGCCGCCAUGUCGGCAGUUCGAUCGCUUCGAAGCAAACUGCAGUUGUCGUCGAAAAUUGUUUUUGAAGGCUUUCUGAAGUUUGAAGAAAAUGGUGGACUCUCACCGCGAGAAUUGCAUUCAUUAGCUAAAGACGUCACUCCUGUCUGUGGAUUAGAUUUGCGACUUAUGACGGCUGGAUCGGAAGUUUCAAAGGAAGAAUUUAUGGAAUGCCCGAUACCGGGACAUAAUGCAACGGUUUGGAUCAAAAUUGAGGAGAACUCAAAACCGGCAUUCAUUGAGAGUUUGAAUAGUCAAUUAGAAAAAGCACGGACACGGGAGAGCCAGUUUUCGGCAAAAGCUGAGACUUACGACGCGAUUUGUAAUAAUCCGACGACGAAACCGUCGUUUGUGGAGAAAAAUCGACGAAAAGCGGAGAAUGCACGAAAAGUUGCAGCGAAUGCGAGAGAAGAAGCAAAUCGAAUUGAAAAGAUUAUCAUGAAUCAAAAGUAG
Molecule: messenger RNA, 2913 nt
Organism: Caenorhabditis bovis
Lineage: Eukaryota; Metazoa; Nematoda; Chromadorea; Rhabditida; Rhabditidae
Source: the annotation of a GenBank genome assembly